AGGGCUUCCUCACUCCUGUCAGCCUAGAGUUCUGGCUUCCCAGGCAACAUGAAAGUGCUCCUGAUUCUGGGGAUGCUGCUUCUUUCCAGCACCAUCCAGGGCAAGGUCUUUGAGAGGUGUGAGCUGGCCAAAACUCUGAAAAAAUUUGGAAUGGAUGGCUACAAGGGAAUCAGCUUGCCGAACUGGAUGUGUUUGGCCAAAUGGGAGAGCAGUUAUAACACAAAGGCUACAAACUACAACCCUGGAGACAAAAGCACUGAUUACGGGAUAUUUCAGAUCAACAGCCGCUACUGGUGUAAUGAUGGGAAAACCCCGAAAUCAGUUAAUGCCUGCCGUAUUCCCUGCAGCGCUUUACUGCAAGAUGACAUCUCUCAAGCUGUAACCUGUGCGAAGAGGGUUGUCAGUGAUCCGCAAGGCAUCAGGGCAUGGGUGGCGUGGAGAAGCCAUUGUCAAAACCGAGAUCUCUCUGAGUAUACUCGGGGCUGUGGAGUGUAACUGGAAUUUUCUUCUUCUGCUCAUCUUGUCUCUUUCUCAGCUUCAGGGAGUGGUAAAGUCGCCAGCAUCAUUUCCCCUUCGAACAGUCUCACUGUUCCAGAGGCAAAGCAGCGCCUUUCUUCCAAGAGCCUGUUCACUAAUGUACUUGUUAUUUGACAUUAAAACUACAUAUUUCAGUUU
Messenger RNA from Ochotona curzoniae (black-lipped pika), 675 nucleotides. RefSeq names its product lysozyme (gene LYZ). Gene Ontology annotation, molecular function: lysozyme activity. Gene Ontology annotation, biological process: defense response to Gram-negative bacterium; defense response to Gram-positive bacterium. Bases 49 to 495 code for a protein of 148 amino acids. Lineage: Eukaryota; Metazoa; Chordata; Mammalia; Lagomorpha; Ochotonidae. The record is from RefSeq and is a predicted model, not a curated record. The transcript has 4 exons.